Messenger RNA from Xiphias gladius (swordfish), 3277 nucleotides. It is a transcript of the gene cdk15, whose product is annotated as cyclin-dependent kinase 15. The transcript is spliced from 13 exons. Gene Ontology annotation, biological process: protein phosphorylation. Gene Ontology annotation, cellular component: cytoplasm; nucleus; cytosol. The coding region runs from base 1 to 1371 and encodes 456 amino acids. NCBI's taxonomy places the organism in Eukaryota, Metazoa, Chordata, Actinopteri, Istiophoriformes, Xiphiidae. Gene Ontology annotation, molecular function: cyclin binding; ATP binding; cyclin-dependent protein serine/threonine kinase activity. The record is from RefSeq and is a predicted model, not a curated record.
AUGGAGGACUUGUCCCGCUGGGUGAGGGAGGCCGGCUGGUGGGUGAGGAGGUGCUGCUGCUGUGGUGAGAAAGAUGAGGAGGAGAGAGGGAGGAGGGAUGAAGAGGAGGAGGAGGAGGAGGUGAAGCUGGAGGAGCUGGGCCUCAGAAAAAGCAGGAGUGCGACUUCGCUCCCGCCUGCCGAGCUCGAUCCGGACCGGUCCAGCUCGUCCCCUUCUGGGCCUCAGCCUCACUGGUUCCACACUCUGCAGGUCCGACGGCUGCGAGUUCAGCGAGGACGCAGCAACAGCGACCCGCUGGGCGGGAAGAGCAGCGAGGACGCCUUCACCUGGAAACCAGGUCUUCGCUUCGGAACAGCUCAGUCUUAUCUGAGUCUGGAGAAACUGGGUGAAGGAGCAUACGCCUCUGUGUACAAAGGCAUCAGCAGGAUAAACGGGCAGCUGGUGGCUCUGAAGGUGAUCCGUAUGAAGACGGAGGAGGGCGUCCCGUUCACCGCCAUCAGAGAAGCUUCUCUGCUCAAAGGUCUGAAACACGCCAACAUCGUCCUCCUCCACGACAUCGUCCACAACAGAGAGUCGCUCACCUUUGUCUUCGAAUACGUGCAAACAGACCUGGCCCAGUACAUGACCCAACACCCUGGAGGUCUGCACUCGCACAAUGUCCGGAUUUUCAUGUUCCAGCUGCUGCGAGGUCUCUGCUACAUCCACAGUCGGAGGAUCCUCCACAGAGACCUGAAGCCCCAGAACCUGCUCAUCAGCUACCUGGGAGAACUCAAACUGGCCGACUUCGGUCUGGCUCGGUCCAAGUCCAUCCCCAGUCAGACCUUCUCCUCUGAGGUGGUGACCCUGUGGUACCGCCCCCCCGAUGUUCUGCUGGGAUCCACAGAUUACUCCACCGCCCUGGACAUGUGGGGGGCCGGAUGUAUCUUCAUAGAGAUGCUGCAGGGGGCGCCAGCGUUCCCCGGAGUCACUGAUGUGUUUGAACAGCUGCAGAAGAUCUGGACGGUCCUGGGUGUCCCCUCUGAGGACAGCUGGCCUGGAGUCAGUCUGCUGCCCAAUUAUAAACCAGAGUGGUUUCAUCAGUCCGAGCCAAAACAGUUCAGGACCGUUUGGAAAAGAUUAAACCAGCUUCCCUAUAAAACCGAGGACCUGGUCCAGAGGAUGUUGAAGGGGGUUCCUACAGACCGGAUCUCAGCUCGCGAUUCUCUACAGCACCCGUACUUCAGCACGAUGCCUCCUCCCAUCAUGCACCUCAGAGACACGGUGUCGAUCUUCAAGGUUCCAGGUGUUCAUCUGGAGACGGAGGUCAGAGACAUCUUCAACCCCGGGCGGAGGGUCAGACCGUCCCUGCUGCCAUCCACCAAGUGCUGGUGAUCAAAUCCUCCAAUCAGACCACCAUCAGCCCGAGAAGACGAGCAGAGGGGUGAACAAACCCAUAUAGGUUAAACCUGUUUGCAAUCACUGAACUGAGACUUGAAUGAUAAAGAUUUUGUGAAACACAGAAUUCAAAGUCAAAUGUGUUUUGUUACCAGACGUUUGUAAAAGUCGGGAAAGUUAGUGUUUUAGUGUCUGACUCAGUUCAAAAUAAAAGCAUGAUGUGGAACAGUGACGUACGUUCCAGGGACCCAGACUCCGAAGGGACGAACUCAUCUGUCGACCAUCUGAGGGAGAUAAAACUGCAGUAUUACAGAAUUUCGGCUGUAAAAUUUAAUGUUUAACUUGUUAUCAUUUUAACAUGCACCGUAAAACACAAAACGGGAAUUCAGUGGAAUCAGCUGAUAUUUUAUCGUUAUCAUAAAUAUACAAGUUUUGUUAUUUCAGAACUAAUAAACAUGAGUUGUACUCACUUGAGGCCUUUCGGCUUGAAAUGAUGUGCUGACUGAAUGAGCUGCUGAGAGCUCACCACAGUUAGAAGUUAGAACAACUCAAGUCUCUCAGUUCUACAGUCAAAGAAAGUAAAAGUAGACCUAAGUUGAAUUACCUUGAAAUUAACCAAACUUACAUAUUUACAUGAAGAUACCGAGAAAAGGUGUAUUCGUUUUGACAGUGUACUGGAUUCAGUUUCUAAUUUAACCAAGUCAUGUUAGAGGCUGAGUUUUGAGUUUUGUUGCAUAUGAGUCUGAUUCUGACGAUUUUUACAACAAAACUCAAACUGUUUGAGUGUUGAACACAGGUGGUUCUGCUCAAAAGGUUUCUGUCCGCAGCCUCAGACCGUGUCCACACUUCGCUGGAUAGAUUCUCAAACACGUCGCCCGUCUCCGUUUCGGCCCCGCGUCAGACUAAACCGGAGCUUCGUUGUAACACUGGUAUGUCGCUGACCGAGCAGAGGGGGGCAGUAUCGCGGCAUUUCAUUGUUUUUUUGUGGAACGGGAGCAGACAUAGUAAGCCGUUUCUUCUUCGCUCGUUUCUGUGGCCGGCGCUCGUUGCAGCUUUAAAUCAAGCAGCUUUUUCCCUUUGGAGCGACGGUAAACACAACACACGGGGCCUGAUGAGAGGUCAGUGUAACUCUACCGAACCUGCUGCGACCGCGGCUCAGGGUGUGGUCCCGGGUGUGGUCUCGGGUGUGCUCUCAGGUGGCCUGAUCGCAGCACAGCUUUGCUCAUUUACCUCUGAUGUGAUUUCAUCAUAAAGCGUUUUGGAAAAUAAAGGUUGGUAGAUUUACUUUGAAGGUGAAGUGAAGCUUUGUGUUUUUAUUGGUCAGGGUUAGUAGUAGCAGUACAGGAACACGUCCACAGAAAAAAAAACCUAAAGUAUAAACAACAUUUAAAUCUAGUUCAACUUUUUGAAUCCACAUCACUUUUUGAUGCUGUUAGAACCCGAGUGCUGAUGGAGCCAUAUUAAAACUUUUGUAUGUAAAUCUAAUUUAAUCAGAUUUAUUGCUGAUGUAAAUAUAAAAUGUUCCCCCCAGUCUGAACAGUUUAUUCCCCCCUGCCUGUGUUUCCUGUUAGCAUUCGUUAGCAUGUGUUAGCAGCAGAUUAAUGAGGAUUUAUUAAUGUGUUUUUCUCUGAGGAAAUCCCCUGAAACUCUUCAUGAAUAAUGACUGAAUCUGCAGUAACUCCAGACUCCAUCACGCUGUUGUGUGUGUUUGGGACUUUUGGUUCAUUUAAAUGUUAUUUUCUGGCCUCGGGUGAAGAUCGGACGCCUGUUUUCAGCUGGUUUGUGUUGAUUAAAGUCAUCCUUUAACAGAAAUAUUGCUUUGGUUUAGACCAGGUUUGACUUUUCCAACAUCAUUAAACGUUUUAUACUCAAAUAAAACUGACUGAAGCUGCUUGAAUAAACU